Messenger RNA from Podarcis lilfordi (Lilford's wall lizard), 804 nucleotides. NCBI's taxonomy places the organism in Eukaryota, Metazoa, Chordata, Lepidosauria, Squamata, Lacertidae. The record is from the annotation of a GenBank genome assembly.
AUGCUAAACAAACAUAAACUUGCCUUUACAAUACUUCCCACAAACAGAGGUCAUCCAUCAUAUGCUCAAAGAAAAGUAAAUAUUCCCGAAAAAAUCGGAAUAGUUACCAGGGGCCUUGUGACAGCAGAAAAUAUCAUCAAGGUAAAAUUCCUCCCUCGUGAUACGGCCCAAAAUAGGGCUAUAGUGACUUUUAAGAACAGGCUGUCAACUAAACAGAUCCUUUCUAAUAAAAACAAUUUCCUGAGGGCUGGCUUGCUUGUGCACCGUUUCUUCGAAAACAUCGAAGACCCUUUGCCACUUCUAGGAGCACAUAGGCCAGUCAGACCAAAAACCAAAACCAGCACUGCAGAAUCCAACAGCGCUGGAAACGGUAAGCUGCUCUACCCAGAGGCUGGCAACCUUAAACAAUCUGGCAGGUUGUACAAAACCCCGCCCUCGCCAAAUAAGCUAGAAAAGGAUUUCUCGUCAAAGAAAGAACAACUCCUAACAACCUACCUCGAGCAGAUUCUACUUUCCCAGGAUGCACUAAUUGAAAGACUAUCGACCAUAAGGAACUUCCUUCCACCUCUAGCCCCGCCUCCUCCCAUGGAAUUUAAUUACAUCAAUUGUAAAUCAAAGCCUUUAACUAACGAGGAAUGGACAACUUGUCGAUAUCUGGCUCCAGAAGAAACGGGCUCUCCUACACCCCCACCAACAGCCCAGUCCAAAUUGCAACAAAUCGAACUAGUGGUGCCAGCGCCGGGAAUUGGCCCAAUCUUCAUGGACUGCCGGGGAAUCCUAGAAGCUAUUCAUGCAGAGGAAUGA